AUGGCUAUGAUAACUUUACUUCUUGUGUGCUUCGUCGGAGCUGCAUAUUGCACAAAAGGCGGCUAUGGUUCAUAUGGCAGCGGUGGUGGUGGCGGCGGUGGCGGCGGUGGAGGAUUUGGAUUAGGUGGUGGCGGCGGAGGCUUGGCAUUACUAUUAGGAGGAGGAGGUGCAGGAGGAGGCGGAGGCGGAGGAUGGGGUGGUGGAAAAGGAGGCUAUGGUUCAGGAUAUGGUGGAAGCAGUGGUUAUAGUGUUGGUUAUGGCAGCAGUGGAUACGGUGCUGGAGGCAGUGGUGGUGGACUCUUAACAUUAGGAGGAGGAGGCGGAGGAGGAGGCGGAGGAGGAGGCGGUGGAGGAGGAGGAGGAGAAAACGGAGGUUAUGGAUACGGUGGUGGAAGCAGCGGAGGAUACAGUGUUGGGUAUGGAGGUGGUUGUGGAGGCGGCGGUUGUGGCGGAGGAUUUGGAUCAGGUGGUGGUGGCGGAGGAUUGGUAUUAGGAAGAGUUGUAUCUGUGAUUGGAUCUGGUGGUGGUGGUGGUGGCGGAUCUGGCAAUGGUGGUUCAAGUGGUGGAUAUGGAUAUGGUGGUUCCAGUGGUGGAUACGGAUAUGGUAGUUCCAGUGGUGGAUACGGAUAUGGUGGUUCCAAUGGUGGAUACGGAAAUGGUGGUUCCAGUGGACCUGCAUUUAUAGUUGUGUCAGGUGGAGGCUCCGGAGGAGGUUCCGGUGGCGGCUCCGGAGGAGGUUCCGGUGGCGGUUCCGGUUGGAGUUCCGGUGGAGGUUCCAGUGGGUCAAGUGGAAAAGGAUAUUAUUAAACACGUUUCGUUCGACAGGACUUAUGAUGCUUAUUAUGUUUGAUACAUAAUAUAUUUUCUCUUUUUAGACUACAAUAAACAUAUAUUCAUGCAGAAAUCAAACGGUUAUCUUUAUGGCUAGACCAAAUAACAUACAUAGA
Messenger RNA from Mytilus trossulus (common blue mussel), 947 nucleotides. RefSeq lists its product as uncharacterized. The transcript has 3 exons. The record is from RefSeq and is a predicted model, not a curated record. The coding region runs from base 1 to 807 and encodes 268 amino acids. NCBI's taxonomy places the organism in Eukaryota, Metazoa, Mollusca, Bivalvia, Mytilida, Mytilidae.